Messenger RNA from Phragmites australis (common reed), 2610 nucleotides. Its product is annotated as protein STRUBBELIG-RECEPTOR FAMILY 7-like. The coding region runs from base 152 to 2368 and encodes 738 amino acids. NCBI's taxonomy places the organism in Eukaryota, Viridiplantae, Streptophyta, Magnoliopsida, Poales, Poaceae. The record is from RefSeq and is a predicted model, not a curated record. The transcript has 16 exons. Gene Ontology annotation, molecular function: ATP binding; protein kinase activity; protein binding. Gene Ontology annotation, biological process: protein phosphorylation.
AGAGAAAGCGAGAAACACAGAGGGGACAGAGAGCAUAGGGAGACUUGGAGGGGGAGAGCACGCUUAGAAGGAAGUGAACAAAAGUCAGAUACUUUUUUCUUUCUUUCGUUCACCUUCUUUCUUGGAUUCUUUCUCCAAGAAGAAUGUCUCCAUGAUGAAGGCAAGAACGAAUGAGUGCGAAGCAGCUGCAGGCAUGGCAUUGGGCGUCGCCGGAGUGGCGACGCUGCUAUUAGCCACCGCCUUCACGGGGGUCACCGCCGACACCAACUCCGACGAUGUGACUGCCCUCAACACCUUCUACACAACCUUGAACUCGCCGUCGCAGCUGACAAACUGGGUGUCCCAGAACGGCGACCCGUGUGGCCAGUCUUGGCUUGGGAUUACUUGCGCUGGUUCAAGAGUGAUAACAAUAAAAGUACCUGGCAUGGGGCUAAAAGGGACCCUAGGAUACAACAUGAAUCUCCUCACUGCACUAUCUGAGCUUGAUACGAGCAAUAAUAACCUUGGAGGAAGUGAUAUCCCUUAUAAUCUCCCUCCAAAUCUUGAGAGACUAAAUCUUGAGAAGAACAGCUUCACUGGGACUUUACCUUAUUCCAUUUCCCAAAUGGAUGCACUUAAGUAUUUAAAUCUUGGUCAUAAUCAGCUUUCAGACAUCAAUGUUAUGUUCAACCAACUCACCAACUUAACAGCAUUGGACUUGUCAUACAACUCGUUUUCUGUCACUCUUCCUGAAAGCUUCAACUCCUUGACAAGUUUGAGCACACUUUAUUUGCAGAACAACCAAUUUACCGGCACGAUAGAUGUUCUCACUAAUCUCCCUCUAACGGACCUAAAUGUUGCAAACAACCAAUUCAGUGGGUCCAUUCCCGAUAAGCUGAAGAGCAUAAGCAAUCUCCAGACAAGCGGCAACUCCUUUAGCAACAGCCCUGCACCAGCAGCAUCAACACCACCAAAUACUCCUCCACCGUUGCGACCAUUUACUACUGGAAUUCCGAGUCAUAGUAACAAUAGUCCAUCAAGUGGAAGUGAUACCGAUAAUGGUGGCGGUCGUGCUGGUGGCCGUGUUGGCAGUGGUGGCAAAAGCUCCAAAGUAGGAGGUGGCACGGUUGCGGGAAUUGUGAUAUCUCUGGUGGUUGUUGUUGCAUUGGGUGCCUUCUUUCUGAUCAAGAGGAAAUCUAUGAGGCAUCAACAGGGAGGUGAUCCUGAAAAGAAUGAUUAUCUCAGCCCUCUUGCUUCAGGAAAAAUUAAACAGCUGAGGCCCAUCCGCUCUGUCUCACUCUCACCAACUGGAAAGGAGAAUAAUGUCUCGAUGAACUUGAAAGCGCCGUCGAAAAUCGAGUUGCAUACGUCCUUUGACGAAAAUGAUCCCACGAACAAGCCUGCCACAAAGAAAAUAAACCUCUCUUCCAUCAGGGCAACUGCAUACACAGUUGCAGACCUGCAGGUGGCAACUGAGAGCUUCAGUGCUCACAAUCAGAUCGGUGAAGGCUCUUUUGGGCAUGUUUACAGAGCGCAGUUGUCAGAUCAGAAGGUUCUAGCUGUGAAAAAGAUCAAUUUCUCCGCCCUUACAAACCAUCCAUCUGAUUUUUUCAUUGAGCUGGUUGCCAAAAUUGCAAAGCUAAAUCAUCCAAAUCUGUCUGAGCUAGAUGGCUACUGCUCGGAGCAUGGACAGUGCUUGCUGGUAUAUGAAUUUUACACGAAUGGAUCUCUCCAUGACUUCCUUCACCUGUUGGAUGGGUACAGCAAACCGUUGUCUUGGAAUACCCGUGUCAAGAUUGCGCUAGGAUCUGCAAGGGCAUUAGAGUAUCUACAUGAAACUUGUUCGCCAUCUAUCAUCCACAAGAAUUUCAAAUCAUCUAACAUACUGUUGGACAAUGAGCUUAACCCCCAUAUUUCAGAUUGCGGGUUUGCAGACCUAAUUCCCAACCAGGAGCUCCAGGAAUCAGACGACAACUCGGGAUACAGAGCUCCUGAGGUGACCAUGUUCGGUCAAUACUCUCAAAAGAGUGAUGUGUACAGUUUUGGUGUCGUCAUGCUAGAGCUCCUGACUGGCCGGAAAGCAUUUGACAGCUCUCAACCAAGGUCUCAGCAAUCAUUAGUCCGGUGGGCUACUCCACAGCUGUACGACAUCGACUCAUUAGAUCAGAUGGUUGAUCCAGCACUGGAGGGACUGUACCCUGCGAAAUCCCUCUCUCGGUUCGCAGACGCCAUCGCCCUUUGUGUCCAGCCUGAGCCAGAAUUCAGGCCACCGAUGUCGGAGGUUGUCCAAUCGUUAGUUCGUCUUGUGCAGAGAUCGGGCAUGGGAUCAGUGCUGAGUGGCGAGGGCAAUUCUCGCCCGUUUGAGGAAUCUAGUGAUUACACAUUCUAGGGGAAAAUGCUGUAUAUUCCUUACAGUUUGUCAGUGUUGAUGAGCACGAUAGAAUUUACAGAUGUUGCAGCUAGGUUGGCAUUGCUUGUGACCUGUGCUGGCUGAUAAGUCAGUUGAAAUAAGACUUUUACCUCUGUCAUUUCCCUAUGAGUCAAUUACUUGUUUUGUAUAUAAAAGCAAUGGCAAACCUUUCUGCAAUGCUGCUACAUCCUGAUUCAUGGGUAAAAAAAGGUUUUUUUGUU